Molecule: messenger RNA, 1405 nt
Organism: Racocetra fulgida
Lineage: Eukaryota; Fungi; Glomeromycota; Glomeromycetes; Diversisporales; Gigasporaceae
Source: the annotation of a GenBank genome assembly
CCUAGGAACGGUUGCUACUGCUGGAUUAUCCUACUACAUUUAUACUGAUCACUCCAGAAAAUUUAUGAUGUCCCAAGCAUAUGCUGAUGCAAAAAUUUCGUCCAUAACUCAACCGUUACGAAUUUUACCAUCACGUGCUGAAAUGAUAAAUGUUCUUAAACGUUCAGAUAAAAGUAAAGAUAAUGAAUUUGAUUUAUUAAUAAUUGGAGGUGGCGCAACAGGAACAGGCGCAGCAUUAGAUGCUGCAACGAGAGGAUUAAAAGUCGCGUUGGUUGAACGUGACGACUUCGCUUCAGGGACUUCUUCUCGCUCCACAAAACUUAUUCAUGGUGGUGUAAGAUAUCUUGAGAAAGCCGUUUAUCAAUUAGAUUAUGAACAAUAUAAACUGGUUCGUGAAGCAUUACAUGAGCGAGCUACGUUUUUACAUAUUGCUCCAUAUUUGAAAGCUAUGGGAAAUUCUUAUUACGUUAGUCGUGACAAAGUACUUGAAGAAUUCCCCUGGUUAAAAAAAGAUAACCUCGUCGGUGCUAUUGUUUAUUAUGAUGGUCAGCAUAAUGACGCACGAAUGAAUGUUGCACUUGCUUUAACAGCAAUUUCUCAUGGUGCAACCGUGGCUAAUCAUGUAGAAGUAACCCAUUUAUUGAAAAAUGAAAAUGGAAAAAUAGUUGGAGCUAGAGUUCGUGAUAAUUUAAAUGGUGAAGAAUGGGAUGUUAAAUCUAAAGGUGUAAUAAAUGCUACUGGUGUAUUCGCAGGUGGAAAAAUGGGAAUGUUAGAUAAAGCAACUUCAGAUGGUAGAGUUCUGUUUGUGCUCCCUUGGGAAGGAAAUACUCUUGUUGGUACUACAGAUUCUCCUUCGGAAGUUACAUUUAAUCCUAUGCCUAAAGAAGAAGAAAUUAUGUGGGUUUUGAAUGAGUUUAAUAAAUUUUUGACUCCUGCUGCUUGGGCUGGAAUUCGCCCACUUGUCAUGGAUCCUGAAGCAAAAGAUACUUCAGCUUUGGUACGAAGUCAUAUGGUCCAUGUUAAUGAUUCAGAUUUGAUUACUAUUACUGGUGGAAAAUGGACUACUUAUCGAAAUAUGGCUAAAGAAACUAUUGAUAAGGCUAUUGAAGUUUUUAACUUAAAGCCACUAAAUGAAUGUCAAACUGAAAAUAAGAAGCUUAUAGGAUCUCAAGGAUAUUCCGAAACUAUGUUCAUUGAAUUGAUUCAACAAUUUGGAUUGGAUACUGAAGUAGCGCAACAUUUAGCUCAUGAUUACGGUGAUAGAGCAUGGGAUAUUGUAAAAUUGACACACCAAGCAGGUAGUAAAAGAUGGCCUGUUCCCGUACAAAAGAUAAAUUCGCAUUACCCAUAUAUCGAUGCUGAAGUUCGAUAUGCCAUACGACAGGAAUUUGCAUGUACAGUAGUA